GGAUUGGACGGUGGAGAUGACUGGGUAUCGGAAAAAUCAGACGGCGAGUGAUGGUAUUGGGGGGAAUCAGAGUAGGGCUGGUAUUGUCUAUUCUGCGGCACACAGGAAAAGGAAAGGGUGCGGGGAGUGAGAGGGUAAAGGGUACCGAGAAAACGACAAGAAAUGAAGCCGUGGUGACGUGGCGGAUAUUGGUUGGAGAUGUCAGGUAGAUGCUGGUACUUGAUGAGGUAGAUUCCGUCUGCCGUUUUAUCUCUCGGUCCGGAGUCCGGACACGAACCCCCUAACCCCAACCUUUAACGGUAAUAAAUAGGUGGUUAUUUU
Messenger RNA from Rubroshorea leprosula, 321 nucleotides. The record is from the annotation of a GenBank genome assembly. NCBI's taxonomy places the organism in Eukaryota, Viridiplantae, Streptophyta, Magnoliopsida, Malvales, Dipterocarpaceae.